AUGCGAGGCGAGAGAAUACCGCCGUGGCGACGUCGAAACUCUGCCAUCCCGAAGCGGCCGAUCCAGUUGUUCCUGGAUGGCGGCUUCGCGACACCCCAGGACACUUCCGAGCCCGGUUGUUGGCGGCGGUACUCUUGCUUCGUCCUGCUCACGGCCUUCGUCACGUCGGCCGUCUUGCUCGCCCCGCUGAUGCUGCACCUCGAGCGGCAACGACAGCGGAGCCGCACCUCGCUCUUGAGGGAUCUUCAGCGCUCGCGCGAUCACGGCGUUCACCCGUGCGACGACUUCUACCGACACGUCUGCAGCGGCUGGGACGGGAACCUUAAUCGCCGCUACAGGACGCCUUUGGCCACGUACAGCAGCGUUUUCGAUGAGCGCGUCAUCAAGAGUGUCCUGCGUCGCCGGUUCCCCUCGCGUUCAGCCAAGGCACAGGACAAGGCUUCCGCGUUUUUGCUGACGUGCCUGAGCAGGACAGGAAGGCGGAACACAUGGAGCCUUUCUAAGGUGCUUCUCGAGUUGGGUCUUCCGUGGCCGAGGAAGUCUUCGGCCACGAGGUACGACCUGCUCAACACUCUGGUCAAGGCUUCGCUCCACUUCGGCACGUCCCUGUUCUGGGCUUUCUACGUGGGUCGUCAUCCAUCUCGCCCGCACGAACACACCAUCUACAUGACCCUGGAGAUGCGCUGCUUCGAGUGGAUCGCCGACUUCGGACGUCUCAUGGUGCGAGAAAGACACGACGAUUACCUACGACGCUGCGCGGAGAUCGUGGGCGGCAUUGGACAGUCGUACUCCACGAUGAUCCACGCCGUGACCACGAUGCACCUGGACAUCGCCGAAAAGGUACGCCGCUAUUGGUACCAAUCGGCGGUUCCGUACCUGCAGCGAAUGGACGAUUUCGAGCUCCGGCGGGCCGUCAACGGUUACCUUCCAGACGACUCGCAGCUGUGGCCAGACGACGACAUCGUGAACAUGCAGCCCGAACUGUUCCACGAGCUGAACCAGACGCAGUUCACCGAGAACGCCGAGAGCUUUAGACUUUACCUGGGAGCGUACGCGGUGUGGCGGUUGUCGCCGUUCGCUUCGCACUACCUAACGGCUGCAUUGCUGGGCAAUAUGGGCUGGGCCGGUGCCUUGAAGAGUCACCGGCUCGCGAAGUGUCUGGAAGCGCUCGAGUCCAUCAUGCCGCUCGUCAUGUGGAAGUUGCACGACGACACCCAGGGCGACCGAACCAUUGGCUGGACGAUGCAGCAGCUUACCGCAAAGUCUGUGAGUAAGCUGCAGCGCGUGACUGGCCACGCGUUCGGCAGAACGUUCAACACCGCGACGCGACGGGUUUCGAACAACGCCUACAACAUGACUCUCACGUGGGGAGUUUUGGAUCAGGCCUACGCCCAUGUGCGUCCCCGCAGUUACAGCGGGCUUUUCGACAUGUACUUGCAAGCGUGUCGUCUGAGCGUCAACGUCUCCAAGCAGUCCAUGCGCCGGCCACGCAACAUCAUGCUGCACGCUCCGGGGAUCGCCGGCGUCAUUCUCUACCGAAAUCUCGUGGCACGAGAAGUAGUCGUGGAGAGCUUUCGUCUGGCCGCAGCGCCGGCGGAUUCUCCGCACCUGCUUCCUGUGCUUGCGGCUUUCGUCGGCACGGAGAUAUGCAAGCAGUUGCUCACCAUCGCACGUUUUCUGUUGCGAUACGACGGCUCGUUUAGGAGAGUUCCUGCCCCAAACAACAGGGAGGACUACGACGCGCCACUGGAGUACUACGAGAAGCUGGUCAGGGGCCCCCGCUUCGCCGAUCGAUUCACUCGAGGCGAGCUGCGCGAGGUGAUUGGCAACAGCCUCGCCGCGUACUUCGCCAGCUACAUUCCGAGCUUGCCAGAGGCGCACGCCAUCGCCGCAGAGAGGGCAGGCGCGCAUGCGAGCGACGAGCAGAGCUCCUUGAUUGGCGUCUCCGCCGAUCAGCUGUUUUUUCUCGUCAACUGCUUCACCCACUGCGGCGAAGCUGGGACUGCGUACGAACUGCGGAAGAUCAACUGCAACUUGGCUUUGCCUUCUAUAGGAGCCUUCAGGCGAGCGUUCAAGUGCGAAGCGCAACAUCGCCUGGUGACCAACUUUACAUGGCCCGAACCGGUCAAUGUGCACCGUGCUGUGGCUGCGUAGGCGAUCCCGCGCAGUUCCCGACACAUUCGCAAAAACUUGUAAACGUAGCCAUUUCGAGGUUUUAUUUCUGCCUCGAAGUAACUCGAAGUAACGUCUAAAUGUUCCUGAUAUGACUGCGACCUUAUAUUUCAAGGUGAA
Dermacentor andersoni is the source of this 2292-nucleotide messenger RNA. RefSeq lists its product as uncharacterized. Gene Ontology annotation, cellular component: plasma membrane. Gene Ontology annotation, molecular function: metalloendopeptidase activity. The record is from RefSeq and is a predicted model, not a curated record. Gene Ontology annotation, biological process: protein processing. Lineage: Eukaryota; Metazoa; Arthropoda; Arachnida; Ixodida; Ixodidae.